UCAAUAUGGCAGAAAAUUGGGAUAAUAUACCAGGAAUAAAUCAAGAAUAUGGACAAUUAGACUUAAAUGCAACUGAUGGUCAAACAGAUGAAAAUAAUUGGAUUAAUUUAGACCAAAAUAUCAGAUAUAUACCAUGUACAAAUUAUACAGAUUGGGAUCCUUUAAAUAACAAUGGUCAAACCGAUGAUGAUAAACUAAUUGAAGAAUAUUUUAAAAAUAAAACUACAAUUAUUGAAUCUGCUGAUGAUACAAAUGAGGAUCGGGACGACUCGAAUCAAACAACAUCUGGUAUUGAACGUCAAGCUGAUACAACUACAUCUGAUGUUGUUGAACAAUCGAAUGUUCCAGUAACGUCCGAGUAUGUCCAAGAAGAGGAAGAAUGGUAAUCAUAGAUUUUUACAACAAUACCGAAUUCAAGCCAAAUUAAACAUCACUGAAAAAAAUUGAAUUGUUGCCUCUAUUUAUAAUUUAUUAUUGUAUAACAUAUAUUUUUUUAGUUAUACUUUAUGAGUAAAGCCUGAAACUAACGACAUAAAAAAAUAAUAGGUUUUGUUUUUAUUUAUUAUUUAUAUAUCAU
This is a messenger RNA of Rhopalosiphum padi (bird cherry-oat aphid), 577 nucleotides long. RefSeq lists its product as uncharacterized. Bases 6 to 386 code for a protein of 126 amino acids. NCBI's taxonomy places the organism in Eukaryota, Metazoa, Arthropoda, Insecta, Hemiptera, Aphididae. The transcript has 2 exons. The record is from RefSeq and is a predicted model, not a curated record.